AUGGCCCCAAUAUGCAUAUCCAUGUACUUGAAGGGGAGAUUGGAUACCUUACACCCCAAGAUAUCUGCAAAACACUCCAUAUCGUCCCACAAAGGAAACAGUUCAGAUUUAGUCAAGUUAACCAGAGAUGGUUUAGAAAUUAGAGGAAUGGAGGCACUCAAUACAACUGAUAAACUGAAAGUUAACCAAAACUGUCGGUUCCAUAUGAAACCAACAAGGAAAAUUGAAAGAUUCUAUGCAGCAGAGGUUUUGUUGGCUCUUGAGUAUCUGCACAUGCUUGGUGUUGUUUAUAGGGAUUUAAAACCUGAGAACGUUCUUGUUCGUGAUGAUGGCCAUAUAAUGCUCUCUGAUUUUGAUCUUUCUCUAAGGUGUGCAGUUUCCCCGACAUUGAUAAAAACCUCAUUUGAUUCUGAUCCAUCUAAACGGGGAGCUGGUGUCGCAUUUUGUGUUCAGCCUGCCUGUAUUGAGCCAUCAUCAGUGUGUAUCCAGCCUGCCUGCUUUAUACCUCGAAUAUUUCCUCAAAAAAACAAGAAGAAAAAUCGUAAGCUUCGAACUGAUCUUGGGUCGCCAUCUAGUACACUUCCAGAGCUUGUUGCAGAGCCUACUGCAGCACGGUCCAUGUCCUUUGUGGGAACCCAUGAAUAUCUAGCCCCUGAAAUUAUCAAGGGGGAAGGACAUGGCAGUGCUGUUGAUUGGUGGACUUUUGGCAUCUUUUUGCACGAGUUACUUUACGGCAGAACACCAUUCAAAGGCUCUGGAAACCGUGCCACACUGUUUAAUGUGGUUGGGCAGCAGCUUAGAUUCCCUGACUCACCAGCCACUAGUUAUGCUAGUCGUGAUUUAAUCAGGGGCUUGCUAGUGAAGGAGCCACAACACAGGCUUGGAGUGAAGAGGGGUGCAACUGAGAUCAAGCAGCAUCCUUUCUUUGAAGGUGUAAAUUGGGCACUAAUUCGCUGCAGCACACCUCCAGAGGUCCCGAGACCAGUAGAAGCCGAGCUGCCUGGUAAAUUUGGGGCAGUAGAGCCAAUAGGUGUCGGCAGCAAUAGUAAAAGGAUGGUGGGCACGGAUAUGAAACCCGGAGGUAAAUAUCUGGACUUCGAGUUCUUCUAGGUAUAAGUAAAUAGAUUGUUGUGGUGAUUUAUGUUGGUAUCAUUAGUUGAUCGUGUUAGAAUUAUGGUGAUUAAACAGCCAGAAAUCCGUGUCAAUUGGAAAAUCAGUAGUUGAAGUUUUAUAAAAUAUGCUGGGUUUCCAAUGGUUGAUGGAUCACACCAUCAUCCGAUGUUUACGCUUCACAACUAAAUUGGGGUAAAUCCCCAAUUUAUUUAUUUAUUAGAGCUAAUGUUGUCGAUCCAGUUCUACACACAAAUUUUACCUUUUUCUCA
This is a messenger RNA of Carica papaya (papaya), 1382 nucleotides long. The record is from RefSeq and is a predicted model, not a curated record. NCBI's taxonomy places the organism in Eukaryota, Viridiplantae, Streptophyta, Magnoliopsida, Brassicales, Caricaceae.